Messenger RNA from Dermatophagoides farinae (American house dust mite), 726 nucleotides. RefSeq lists its product as uncharacterized. The record is from RefSeq and is a predicted model, not a curated record. Lineage: Eukaryota; Metazoa; Arthropoda; Arachnida; Sarcoptiformes; Pyroglyphidae.
UCAAUUUGUCCUACCGUUAUUAUGUGAUUUCAUGUUUUAAUUAAUAUAAUUUUUUUUUUGUGUAUGAUUGAUUUUUUUUCUGAAUGAUUCUCAAAACAUGGCCAUUCUAUCACUUUUGGUCACAUUUACUAUCCUCACAAUGACCAUCAUUCCAAAUGAUUCGAAGGCUGCACCACAAUUUGCUAUUCGAAAUAAUGAUGGUCAAGAUCAAUCACAAAGUGGUAAUAAUCAUCGCUUGUAUCAAUACUUGAUAUUGCGUCGUAAGAUUCAUUGUUCAUUGAAUCCAGAACUUUGUUCAACAGCUAACAAACAUCAUGGAAAUAAAAAUGAUUCACCAACCGUUAAGCCAGAUGUUAAUGUAAUGCAAUCGGUUUUUAUGUUUGAUAUUUCGGUCAUGAUUCGUUAUCCACCUUGUUGUAUGAGCGGCAUACCAAUCGGAAAUUGCAUCAAUUGUAAUGAUAAAGGUGAAGAUUUCAAUCAUCAUUACAUUGUUGAUCCACAUAAUCCGGGCAGAUAGAAUAGAUGAUAAUCAUGAAAUUUAUCAUUCAAUUUUUUUUAAAAUCCUAUUUUAAAAAUCGUUACAAAUUAAAUUAUGAUUUUCCAAACAAACAAUAAUCAACAAUCAAGUAUUAUAUUGAACUGUGUUUCGAUUCUUUUGAUUUGUUCAAUGUUAAACUUUAUCCAUAAUUUUUUCUGUCUGAUAAAAUUUUUUUUAAUGAAUAAAAA